AUAAAGUAUCAACGGCGAGCGAUGCUUUCACUUGGCAAUCAUCGGAAUCAUUUUUAUGUUCCAAGGCAUUGGAGUGGUAUUUCGAGUACAACCAGCAGCUUGGUUUUUACAGGGUAUUCUUUUGAAGUUUAUCUAAUGCCUAAAUUUGUUUCACAAUUCAAGCUGCUUAAAGUGUUGGAGGUAUCUUCAGUCGAUUAUAAUUUCUCUUGGGUAAUAUCUAAACUUGUACAUUUGAGAUAUGUUGCUGCAAAAAUUGACGUAGCGCCUUCACUAGCCAAAUUGUGGAAACUACAAACCAUAGUUCUUCGUAAUUUUACAAGAGGGGACUUUCACCUCCCGCUAGAGAUCUGGACAAUGUCAGAGAUAAGGCAUCUUGAUAUUGCUAGUGAUAUUGAUACAGGUAUACAUAUGCCUAAUCCUCUUGAGGUGGAAAGUCUUUGCAUUGGAGAACAACCUUUAUUUCUCAAUAACCUGCAAAAACUUGUUCUCCCGUCCUCUCCCUUUUUAGCGGAAAUCCUAAGAAGAACUCCCAAUCUAAAAAAGCUACAGAUUGUAGAUAUGAAGCAUGCCGACUGGCCUGCAAUUCUUGAUUCUCUCAUUCUUCUACAGGAGCUGGAGACAUUAGCCAUAAAAGCAGAACGAAAUAUUGACCGCAUCAUUCUCCCUAGGAAUAUUUUCCUGCCUAAUCUCAAACAAUUGAGAUUAAGUAAGACUUAUUUCCCAUGGGAAGAUAUGGUUGCGCUGGCUAAUUUACCCAAUCUUGAGGUGCUCAAAACACGUUAUGCAUUCUGGGGAACAGAUUGGACACUAAAUGAAGAUGUUGUGUUUCACAAAUUAAAAUAUCUACUAAUUGAGUCCGCAUAUAAUCUGGAAAGGUGGGAAGCAGCUAGUGAUAAUUUUCCGAUGCUCGAGCAACUACUCCUGUUUGGGCUCCAAAACCUGGAAGAGAUUCCCCAAAGUAUUGGAGAAAUAAUGGCACUAAAAUUCAUCCAAAUACAAUGGUGUAGUUCUGCAGCCGUCACUAGUGCAAAGAAAAUUCAAGAAGAGCAAAAAACUGUGGAAAUGAUGGCCUAGAAGUUCGAAUUAUCUUCAAUAGUAUGAGAACAGGGAUGAAGUACUAACAGAAUUCAUAUUGAAUUUUUGAAGUACUGUUCUAGGGACUUUAUGAAGUGGAGCCUUAGAGCAAUGAUAGAGUUAUCUUUGUGUGACUUAUAGGUUACGGGCUCGAACCGUAGACUCAGCCACUAAUGCUUGUAUUAGGGUGGGCUACCUACAUCACACCCCCUUGGGUGCAGCCCUGCCUCGAACCCUGCAUGAACGCGAGAUGCUUUAUGUAUUGAGCUUCCUUUUUUUAGGGACUUUAUGUUUUCUUUUUCUUCUUUUUAGUCAAAUCUUUAUUCAAGCUUAUAGUAGUUAGAUCCCUGGAAUGUUUGAAUAUCUGUUAUAAAUGAUUUGCUUAAGUGCAUUACCUUUAAGGAAGUUGAAACCUUAUGUUUAGUUGCAAACUUGAAAUCCAA
This is a messenger RNA of Nicotiana tabacum (common tobacco), 1517 nucleotides long. Lineage: Eukaryota; Viridiplantae; Streptophyta; Magnoliopsida; Solanales; Solanaceae. The record is from RefSeq and is a predicted model, not a curated record.